AUGUUUCGCCACCUAGUAAGAACUAGCAGAACUACUGCAGGAUUGAUAAAUACUAGAUCUGUAUUGAUCAAAAGAUCUACUGUACCACUCAUUGUACGUUCAUAUUUUUCAAGAAAUGGUUAUAAUUAUGAAGAACCACAACCUAGCAAAUUAGUAUGCUUUUUGUUAGGUGCCACAGCAGCUGCAGGUGGUAUUUAUUUCAUCAAACCAAAUAGACCAAAGCCUAAGAAAGUUGAAGAAACCCCUAUCACCCCACCACAGGAGAAAAUAUUUAGUAUAGAACCACCAAUGAGUGAAGAAAUAUUAGUACACGAGGAAUCUGUUGAAACGCCUGAGCAAGAACCAAUUGAGAACGAGGAACCUAUAAUUGAAGAGGAAACGAUUAUUGUUGAUGAAGUAACCGAUCCUGCAGUAAACGUUGGAGAGAGUGAUAUUGUAGAUGUUGAAACGAGAGCCACUGCUGUUGCUGAUAUUGAAACUGGUGCUACUGAUGUUGCUGAGAUUUUGGACACUCAUAUUGUAAGAAAAAAUAAUGACACCAAGAAAUCAAAGAUUGAUAUUGCUGAAAAAGAGAAUGCAAAAUUAGGUGAAUUGGAAGAAGAAACAAAGAAAGAAUCAGCAUACAAUCCAGAUACUGGUGAAAUCAAUUGGGAUUGUCCAUGUCUAGGUGGGAUGGCUCAUGGUCCAUGUGGUGAAGAAUUCAAGGAAGCAUUCUCAUGUUUCAUUUAUUCUGAAUCCGAACCAAAAGGUAUAGAUUGUAUUGAGAAAUUCCAAGGUAUGCAAACCUGUUUUAGAAAAUACCCAGAAUACUAUGCCGAACAAUUAAAGGAUGAAGAAGAUGCCGAAACUGUCAUGCAAUCUGAAGAAUUUUCUCAGACUAAUGGUGAUGGUACCUCUGCAGUUUUAUCGGAGGAAACCAUUAGCCUAAAUGAACAAGAGUCGCAACCAUCCGCCAACAAAGUCACGAACCAGGAGAAGAAGGAAGAAGAACCGUUCGAUUUAAUUGAAGAAAUUGAAUUAACUGAAAGUGAUUAG
Messenger RNA from Maudiozyma barnettii, 1035 nucleotides. Its product is annotated as coiled-coil-helix-coiled-coil-helix domain-containing protein. The record is from RefSeq and is a predicted model, not a curated record. NCBI's taxonomy places the organism in Eukaryota, Fungi, Ascomycota, Saccharomycetes, Saccharomycetales, Saccharomycetaceae. Gene Ontology annotation, molecular function: protein-disulfide reductase activity. Gene Ontology annotation, cellular component: mitochondrial intermembrane space. The transcript has a single exon. Bases 1 to 1035 code for a protein of 344 amino acids. Gene Ontology annotation, biological process: protein import into mitochondrial intermembrane space.